AUGGUCAUGGUCAGUGUUGAAGGAGAAUACAAAGAUCAGAGACUAAAACAGUCAGUGCCCUGGGGAAGUUUUAGAGAUGUUGGUUUAUUCCCUGCUGUCCUGAAUCUUGCUUCUAAUGCCCUCAUCAUGACCAAUGCAACAUGUGGAGAAAGAGGACCUGAAAUGUACUGCAAAUUGGUAGAACAUGUACCUGGGCAGCCUGUGAGGAACCCCCAAUGUCGAAUCUGCAAUCAAAACAGCAGCAAUCCAUACCAGAGACACCCGAUUACAAAUGCUAUUGAUGGAAAGAACACUUGGUGGCAGAGUCCCAGUAUUAAGAACGGAAUCGAAUACCAUUAUGUGACAAUUACACUGGACUUACAGCAGGUGUUCCAGAUUGCAUAUGUGAUUGUGAAAGCAGCUAACUCCCCUCGGCCUGGAAACUGGAUUUUGGAACGCUCUCUUGAUGAUGUUGAAUACAAGCCUUGGCAGUAUCACGCUGUAACAGACACAGAGUGCCUAACCCUCUACAAUAUUUAUCCCCGCACUGGACCGCCAUCAUAUGCCAAAGACGAUGAGGUCAUCUGCACUUCUUUUUAUUCCAAGAUCCACCCCUUAGAAAAUGGAGAGAUUCACAUCUCUUUAAUCAAUGGAAGACCAAGUGCUGAUGAUCCUUCUCCUGAACUUUUGGAAUUUACCUCUGCUCGCUAUAUUCGCCUGAGAUUUCAGAGGAUCCGUACCUUGAAUGCUGACUUGAUGAUGUUUGCUCAUAAAGAUCCAAGAGAAAUUGACCCAAUUGUCACAAGACGAAAAUCUCACUGUGAGUGUGAGCAUAACACAUGUGGUGAUAGCUGUGAUCAGUGCUGCCCGGGCUUCCAUCAGAAACCUUGGAGAGCUGGAACUUUUCUGACUAAAACUGAAUGUGAAGCAUGCAAUUGUCAUGGAAAAGCUGGAGAAUGCUAUUAUGAUGAAAAUGUUGCCAGAAGAAAUCUGAGUUUAAAUAUACAUGGAAAGUACAUUGGAGGGGGUGUAUGCAUUAAUUGUACCCAAAACACUGCUGGUAUAAACUGUGAGACAUGCAUUGACGGCUUCUUCAGACCCAAAGGGGUAAAGACAGGCAACGCUAAGCUUAAAAUGGCAGCAAUAUCUCCUAAAUCUGUAGAAUAUAGGAAAUCAAACGGGAAGAAAAAAAGGAACUAUUUUUAUAUACCUACCAUUCAUAACAUGUCUGGUAUUUUCAAGGAAAGAGUAACAGAUGAGUUCAUUCUCUUUGGUCUGGCACCUGGAUCCUGUCAUUGUAAAACUGGCUUUGGAGGAGUGAGCUGUGAUCGGUGUGCCAGGGGCUAUACUGGCUACCCAGAAUGCAAACCCUGUAACUGCAGUGGCUCAGGGAGCAUAAAUGAGGACCCUUGUUUUGGGCCCUGUAAUUGCAAGGAGAAUGUUGAAGGAGGAGACUGCAGUCGUUGCAAAUCUGGCUUCUUCAAUUUGCAAGAGGAUAAUUGGAAAGGCUGUGAUGAGUGUUUCUGUUCAGGCGUUUCAGAUAGAUGUCAGAGCUCCUACUGGACCUAUGGCAGUCUCCCAGCAGUAGGAGGACACUUGACAUUUACCAUAUCAUAUGACCUGGAAGAAGAGGAAGAAGAUACAGAACAUGUUCUCCAGCUUAUGAUUAUCUUAGAGGUGGAGUUGAGCUCUGUAAGCCUUGAAUCUGCUGUCUCCUAUCCUACUGAUGGAAGUGUAGCAGCAGCUGUGGAAGUCUGUCAGUGUCCACCAGGGUAUACUGGCUCCUCUUGUGAAAACUGUAAGGAUCACACAGGUGGCCCAUAUUGCAAUAAAUGUCUUCCUGGUUUCUAUGGCGAUCCAACAAAAGGAACCUCUGAAGACUGUCAGCCCUGUGCCUGUCCACUCAAUAUCCCUUCCAAUAACUUUAGCCCGAUGUGCCAUUUAGACCGGAGUCUUGGACUGAUCUGUGAUGAAUGCCCUGCCGGGUACACAGGAACACGCUGUGAGAGGUGUGCAGAAGGCUAUUUUGGACAACCUUCUGUACCUGGAGGAUCAUGUCAGCCAUGCCAAUGCAAUGACAACCUCGACUUCUCCGUCCCUGGCAGCUGUGACAGCUUGUCUGGCUCCUGUCUGAUAUGUAAGCCGGGUACAACAGGCCAGUACUGUGAGCGCUGCGCUGAUGGAUAUUUUGGAGACGCAGUUGAUGCAAAGAACUGUCAGCCCUGUCGUUGUAAUGCCAAUGGCUCCUUCUCAGAGAUUUGCCACACUCGGACUGGGCAGUGUGAAUGCAGAGCUAAUGUGCAGGGACGGCGAUGUGACGAAUGCAAGCCUGAAACCUUUGGACUGCAAUCAGCAAGGGGGUGCGUUCCCUGUAACUGCAAUUCUUUUGGGUCUAAGUCAUUCGACUGUGAAGAGAAUGGACAAUGUUGGUGCCAGCCUGGAGUCACAGGGAAGAAAUGUGACCGCUGUGCCCAUGGCUAUUUCAACUUCCAAGAAGGUGGCUGCACAGCUUGUGAAUGUUCCCAUCUGGGUAAUAACUGUGACCCGAAGACUGGUCAAUGCAUCUGCCCUCCCAAUACCAUUGGGGAGAAGUGUUCUAAAUGUGCACCCAAUACCUGGGGCCACAGCAUCACCACUGGUUGUAGGGCUUGUAACUGCAGCUCAGUGGGAUCCUUGGAUUUACAGUGCAAUGUAAAUACAGGCCAAUGUAACUGUCAUCCAAAAUUUUCUGGUGCGAAAUGUGCAGAGUGCAAUCGAGGUCACUGGAACUUCCCUCACUGCAAUCUCUGUGACUGCUUCCUGCCAGGGACAGUUGCUGCGACCUGUGAUUCAGAGACUAAAAAAUGCUCCUGUAGCGAUCAGACUGGGCAAUGUACUUGCAAGGUGAAUGUGGAAGGUGUCCACUGUGACAGAUGUCGGCCUGGCAAAUUUGGCCUUGAUGCCAGGAAUCCACUUGGCUGCAGCAGCUGCUAUUGCUUUGGCGCUACCACUCAGUGCUCUGAAGCAAAAGGACUGAUCCGGACGUGGGUGACUCUGAAGCCGGAGCAGACCAUUCUACCCCUGGUGGAUGAGGCCCUGCAGCACACGACUACCAAAGGCAUUGCUUUUCAACAUCCAGAGAUUAUUGCAAACAUGAGUCUAGUGAGACAAGAUCUCCAUUUGGAACCUUUCUAUUGGAAACUUCCAGAACAAUUUGAAGGAAAGAAGUUGAUGGCCUAUGGGGGCAAACUCAAGUACGCAAUCUAUUUUGAGGCUCGGGAAGAGACAGGUUUCUCUACUUAUAAUCCUCAAGUUAUCAUUCGAGGUGGGACUCCUACUCAUGCUAGAAUAAUCAUCAGGCAUAUGGCUGCUCCUCUAAUUGGCCAGUUGACCAGGCAUGAAAUUGAAAUGACAGAGAAAGAAUGGAAAUAUUAUGGUGAUGAUCCUCGAAUCAGUAGAACUGUGACCCGUGAAGACUUCUUGGAUAUACUAUAUGAUAUUCAUUAUAUUCUGAUCAAGGCUACCUAUGGAAAUAUCAUGCGACAAAGCAGGAUUUCUGAAAUCUCCAUGGAGGUAGCUGAACAAGGACGUGUAACAGCAGUAACUCCUCCAGCUCACUUGAUUGAAAAAUGUGAUUGUCCCCCAGGCUAUUCUGGCUUGUCCUGUGAGACAUGCUUGCCAGGAUUUUAUCGACUGAGUUCCCAGCCAGGCAGCCGCACCCAUGGACCAACCCUGGGCACCUGUGUCCCAUGUCAGUGUCAUGGACACAGCAGUCUGUGUGACCCUGAAACAUCCAUAUGCCAGAAUUGUCAACAUCACACUGCUGGGGACUUCUGUGAACGAUGUGCUCUUGGAUACUAUGGAAUUGUCAAGGGAUUGCCAAAUGACUGUCAGCAAUGUGCUUGCCCUCUGAUUUCUUCCAGCAACAAUUUCAGCCCUUCUUGUGUCACGGAAGGCCUGGAUGAUUACCGCUGCACAGCCUGUCCCCGGGGAUAUGAAGGCCAGUACUGUGAAAGGUGUGCCCCUGGCUAUACCGGCAGUCCAAGCAGCCGCGGAGGCUCCUGCCAGGAAUGUGAGUGUGACCCCUAUGGCUCACUGCCUGUGCCCUGUGACCCUGUCACAGGACUCUGCACGUGCCGACCCGGAGCCACGGGAAGGAAGUGUGACGGCUGCGAGCGUGGGCAUGCACGCGAGGGCAGAGAGUGUGUUUUUUGUGGAGAUGAAUGCACAGGCCUUCUUCUCGGUGACUUGGCUCGCCUGGAGCAGACAGCCAUGAGCAUCAACCUCACUGGCCCGUUGCCUGCUCCUUAUAGGAUGCUGCACGGCCUAGAAAAUAUGACCCAGGAACUAAAGCACUUGCUCUCACCUCAGCGGGCCCCAGAGAGGCUCAUUCAGCUGGCAGAGGGCAAUCUGAACACUCUGGUAAUGGAGAUGAAUGAGCUUCUGACCAGGAAACACCAUGCUUUAAUUACUGUGCCCCCCAAAAAGAAAUAUAAUAUAGAGAAAUAUGUCACAUUUCCCUCUGUAAAUGAAAAAGCUGUAAAACUAAAUGAAACUCUAGGAACUCAAGACAAAGCUUUUGAGAGAAAUUUGCAAAGGCUUCAGAAGGAGAUUGAUCAGAUGAUGAAAGAACUGAGGAAGAAAAAUCUAGAUACGCAAAAGGAAGUUGCUGAAGAUGAGUUGGUAGCUGCAGAAAGCCUUCUGAAGAAAGUGAAGACGCUGUUUGGAGAGUCCAGGGGGAAAAGUGAAGAAAUGGAGAAUGAUCUCCGGGAGAAACUGGCUGACUACAAAAACAAAGUCCAUGAUGCUUGGGACCUAUUGAGAGAAGCCACAGAUAAAAUCAGAGAAGCUAAUCGCCUGUCUACGGCAAACCAGAAAAACAUGACUGCUUUGGAGAAAAAGAAGGAGGCUGUUGAAAGUGGCAAACGGCAAAUUGAGAACACUUUAAAAGAGGGCAAUGACAUACUCGAUGAAGCCAACCGUCUUGUAGAUGAAAUCAACUCAGUCAUAGACUAUGUUGAAGAUAUUCAAACUAAAUUGCCACCUAUGUCUGAAGAACUUAAAGAUAAAAUAGAUGACCUCUCCCAAGAAAUAAAGGACAGGAAGCUUGCUGAGAAGGUGUCCCAGGCUGAGAGCCAUGCGGCUCAGUUGAAUGACUCAUCUGCUGUCCUCGAUGGAAUUCUUAAUGAGGCUAAAAACAUCUCCUUCAAUGCCACUGCAGCCUUCAAAGCCUACAGCAAUAUUAAGGACUAUAUUGAUGAAGCUGAGAAAGUUGCCAGAGAAGCCAAAGGUCUUGCGCAUGAAGCUACAAAACAGGCAAUAGGUCCUCAGGGUUUAUUAAAGGAAAGUGCCAAAGGCUCUCUUCAGAAAAGCUUCGGGGUUCUUAAUGAAGCCAAGAAGUUAGCAAAUGAUGUAAAAGAAAAUGAUGACCAUCUAAAUGGCUUAAAAACCAGGUUAGAAAAUGCCGAUGUUAGAAAUGAAGAUCUCCUGAGAGCUUUGAAUGACACUUUGGGAAAGUUAUCAGCUAUUCCAAAUGACACAGUCGCUAAACUGCAAGCUGCUAAGGACAAAGCCAGACAAGCCAACGACACAGCUAAAGAUGUCCUGGCACAGAUUAAAGAGCUCCACCAGAACCUUGAUGGCCUGAAGAAAAAUUACAAUAAACUAGCAGACAGCGUGGCCAAAACGAAUGCUGUGGUGAAAGAUCCUUCCAAGAACAAAAUCAUUGCAGAUGCAGAUGCCACUGUAAAAAAUCUAGAACAAGAAGCUGACCGGCUGAUAGAUAAACUCAAACCCAUCAAGGAACUUGAGGAUAACCUGAAGAAAAACAUCUCUGAGAUAAAGGAAUUGAUAAACCAAGCCCGGAAACAAGCCAAUUCUAUCAAAGUAUCUGUGUCUUCGGGAGGUGACUGCAUUCGAACGUACAAGCCAGAAAUCAAGAAAGGAAGUUACAAUAAUAUUAUUGUCAAUGUAAAGACAGGUGUUGCUGACAACCUCCUUUUUUAUCUUGGAAGUGCCAAAUUUAUUGACUUUCUGGCUAUAGAAAUGCGUAAAGGCAAAGUGAGCUUUCUCUGGGAUGUUGGAUCUGGAGUUGGACGUGUAGAGUACCCAGAUUUGACUAUUGAUGACUCGUACUGGUACCGUAUCGAAGCAUCAAGAACGGGGAGAAAUGGAACUAUUUCUGUGAGAGCGCUAGAUGGACCCAAAGCCAGCAUUGUACCCAGUACAUACCAUUCGGUGUCCCCUCCAGGGUACACUAUUCUAGAUGUGGAUGCAAAUGCAAUGCUGUUUGUUGGCGGCUUAACUGGGAAAUUAAAGAAGGCUGAUGCUGUACGUGUGAUCACAUUCACUGGCUGUAUGGGAGAAACAUACUUUGACAAUAAACCUAUAGGUUUGUGGAAUUUCCGAGAAAAAGAAGGUGAUUGCAAAGGAUGUACUGUCAGUCCUCAGGUGGAAGAUAGUGAAGGGACUAUUCAGUUUGAUGGUGAAGGUUAUGCAUUGGUUGGCCGCCCCCUUCGCUGGUACCCGAACAUCUCCACUGUCAUGUUCAAAUUCAGGACAUUUUCUUCAAGUGCUCUCCUGAUGUAUCUUGCCACACGAGAUCUGAAAGAUUUCAUGAGUGUGGAGCUCACUGAUGGACAUAUAAAAGUCAGUUAUGAUCUGGGUUCAGGAAUGGCUUCCGUUGUCAGCGAUCAAAACCAUAACGAUGGGAAAUGGAAAUCAUUCACCCUGUCAAGGAUUCAGAAACAAGCCAACAUAUCAAUUGUAGAUAUAGAUACUAAUCAGGAGGAGAACAUAGCAACUUCAUCUCCUGGAAACAACUUUGGUCUUGACCUGAAAGCAGAUGACAAAAUAUAUUUUGGUGGCCUACCAACGCUGAGAAACUUGAGUAUGAAAGCAAGGCCAGAAGUAAACUUGAAGAAAUAUUCCGGCUGUCUCAAAGAUAUUGAAAUUUCAAGAACUCCAUACAAUAUACUCAGUAGCCCUGAUUAUGUUGGUGUUACCAAAGGAUGCUCCCUGGAGAACGUGUACACAGUUAGCUUCCCCAAGCCUGGUUUUGUGGAGCUCUCCCCUGUGCCACUUGAUGUAGGAACAGAAAUCAACCUGUCCUUCAGCACCAAGAAUGAGUCUGGGAUCAUCCUCUUGGGAAGUGGAGGGACCCCAGCACCACCCAGGAGAAAACGAAGGCAGACUGGACAGGCCUAUUAUGCAAUAUUCCUCAACAAAGGCCGUCUGGAGGUGCAUCUCUCCACAGGGACAAGAACAAUGAGGAAAAUUGUCAUCAGACCAGAGCCAAGUCUGUUUCAUGAUGGGAGAGAACAUUCUGUUCAUGUAGAGAGAACUACAGGCAUCUUGACGGUUCAAGUCGAUGAAGACAAAAGACAUACGCAAAACCUGACGGUGGAACAGGCUGUUGAAGUUAAAAAGCUGUUCGUUGGGGGCGCUCCACCUGAAUUUCAACCUUCCCCACUCAGAAAUAUUCCUCCCUUUGAAGGCUGUGUAUGGAAUCUUGUUAUUAACUCUGUCCCUAUGGACUUUGCACGGCCUGUAUCCUUCAAAAAUGCAGACAUUGGUCGCUGUGCCCAUCAGAAACCCCGGGACGAUGAAGAUGGAGCCGUUCCAGCUGAAAUAGUUACCCAGCCUGAGCCAGUUCCCACCCCAACCUUCCCUGCACCCACCCCAGUUCUGGCAUAUGGUCCUUGUGCUGCAGAAUCAGAACCAGCACUCUUGAUGGGGAGCAAACAGUUUGGGCUUUCGAAAAACAGUCACAUUGCAAUUGCAUUUGAUGACACCAAAGUUAAAAACCGUCUGACAAUUGAGUUGGAAGUGCGAACCGAAGCUGAAUCAGGCUUGCUUUUUUACAUGGCUCGGAUCAAUCAUGCUGAUUUUGCUACAGUUCAGCUGAGAAAUGGAUUUCCCUACUUCAGUUAUGACUUGGGGAGUGGGAACACCAGCACCAUGAUCCCCACCAAAAUCAAUGAUGGCCAGUGGCACAAGGUUAAAAUAAUGCGAAUUAAACAAGAAGGAAUUCUUUAUGUAGAUGAUGCCUCCAACAGAACCAUCAGUCCCAAGAAAGCUGAUAUCCUGGAUGUUGUGGGAAUGCUGUAUGUUGGUGGGUUACCUAUCAACUACACUACCCGAAGAAUUGGUCCAGUGACCUACAGCAUUGAUGGCUGCAUCAGGAAUCUUCACAUGGCAGAGGUCCCUGCUGAUCUUGAACAGCCAACCUCCAGCUUCCAUGUUGGGACAUGUUUUUCAAAUGCUCAGAGGGGAACAUAUUUUGAUGGAACAGGUUUUGCCAAAGCAGUUGAUGGAUUCAAAGUGGGAUUGGACCUUCUUGUAGAAUUUGAAUUCCGCACAACUCGAACCACUGGAGUUCUUCUGGGAAUCAGCAGUCAAAAAAUGGAUGGAAUGGGUAUUGAAAUGAUUGAUGAAAAACUUAUGUUUCAUGUGGACAAUGGCGCCGGCCGAUUCACUGCUGUCUAUGAUGCUGGGAUCCCAGGGCAUUUGUGUGAUGGACAAUGGCAUAAAGUCAUUGCCAACAAGAUCAAACAUCGUGUUGAGCUCACAGUAGAUGGGAACCAGGUGGAAGCCCAAAGCCCAAACCCAGCAUCAUCCUCAGCUGACACCAAUGACCCUGUGUUUGUUGGAGGCUUCCCAGAUGGCCUCAACCAGUUUGGCCUGACCACCAACAUUCGGUUCCGAGGUUGUAUCCGAUCCCUGAGACUCACCAAAGGUACAGGCAAACCGCUGGAGGUUAAUUUUGCCAAGGCCCUGGAACUGAGAGGCGUUCAACCUGUAUCAUGCCCAGCCAACUAAUAAAAAUGAAUGUAACCCCAAGAAGGGUGCAUCAAAACAAGUAUAUCCAGUAAAACAAAUAUAUUUUACCUAUGUAUGGUAAUAAAACUAAUUUGUGCACAUAUAUACAAUUC
Messenger RNA from Propithecus coquereli (Coquerel's sifaka), 8891 nucleotides. It is a transcript of the gene LAMA2, whose product is annotated as laminin, alpha 2. Gene Ontology annotation, molecular function: signaling receptor binding. The record is from RefSeq and is a predicted model, not a curated record. Gene Ontology annotation, biological process: regulation of cell migration; regulation of embryonic development; regulation of cell adhesion. The transcript has 61 exons. Bases 1 to 8778 code for a protein of 2925 amino acids. Lineage: Eukaryota; Metazoa; Chordata; Mammalia; Primates; Indriidae.